AUAGAGAAACGCAAGCUCACACGGCGGCGCCGAGCACAGGCCUUCCUGAUGCGAUGGCCAAGGAUGUUUGGCUCAAACUAUCCUCCUCAUCCUCGCAAUACCACACAUUCGCAAGCUGGCAUAUCGCAUACAAUAGCAAUGCGAGUAAUGGGCAUUUAACCGAGCUACUUAUCAAUGCUUUUACCACAACUAAUGUGGAAUCUGCGUCACAAGCAACCUAUCAAGUGGUGCUCCCUGUGUUCUAUGAAGAAAAACUCGUCGCGAAAUCCAAGAGAUGUCUGAAGACGAGCACCAUCAACACACCUUGGGGAGAGCCAGGUUCCCCUGGAAGUCAAGUGGAGAUCGUGUUCUUUCCACAGAGGUUGAAUAAGUUAUACGAAGACAUUUAGUUCUGUGGACGAGGAAAUGGAACGGGCAAAAUGUAUAACUCUCAAAUCGAUAUGGUUUCGGGGAUGGGGUCACUUUCCCGAGUUCGCGGGGAAUAACACGGACGGAAACAGCAUCAUAGUCGCCGAUACCACCAAAGUCAAUUACGAUGCAUAAAUGCCUUGACCUCGGC
This is a messenger RNA of Serpula lacrymans var. lacrymans S7.9, 559 nucleotides long. RefSeq lists its product as uncharacterized. The record is from RefSeq and is a predicted model, not a curated record. The transcript has 2 exons. The coding region runs from base 54 to 389 and encodes 111 amino acids. Lineage: Eukaryota; Fungi; Basidiomycota; Agaricomycetes; Boletales; Serpulaceae.